UUUUAAUUCAAUGCUUAAAUUUCUUCUUAGACCUUCAUUAUAGUUUUCUAAAAGAACAACUAAAUUAAGGCAAUUAAUUCAAUCGAAAGAAUUAGAGUUCAUAAUGGAGGCACACAAUGGACUUUCAGCCUUAAUAGUCUAAGAAGCAGGUUUUAAAGGUAUUUGGGCAUCAGGAUUAUCGAUGUCAGCAUAAUUAGGAGUAAGAGAUUGUAAUGAAGCUUCAUGGACUUAAUUAUUGGAAGUAUUAGAAUUUAUGGCAGAAAGAACAACAAUUCCAAUAUUAAUGGAUGGAGAUACUGGAUUUGGGAAUUACAAUAAUGCAAGAAGAUUAGUGAGAAAAUUAGAAGAGAGAGGGAUUGCAGGUGUUUGUUUUGAAGAUAAGAUCUUUCCUAAAAGAAAUAGUUUAGGAGAUGGAGCUUAAGAAUUGGCAAAUAUAUAAGAAUUUUCAAAUAAGAUUAAGGUUGAUUAAAACAGUAAUUUUAGGCUUGUAAAGAUUUUCAAAGAGACAAAGACUUUUAAAUAGUGGCUAGAUGUGAAUCAUUUAUAGCAGGUUGGGGUUUAGACAAUGCAUUAGAGAGAUGUGAAGCAUAUAGAAAGGCAGGAGUUGAUGCAGUGUUAAUUCAUAGUAAGAAAAGUGAUUUUACAGAAAUUGAAUCUUUUUUAAAGAAUUGGAAUAAUCGAUUACCUGUUGUAAUAGUACCAACAAAUUAUUAUACAACACCAACUGAAGAGUUUAGAAAAAAUAGUAAAAAUAAAAUAUUAUGAUAUAGAUGUAAGUUUGGCUAUUUGGGCAAAUCACAAUUUAAGAGCUAGUAUUAAAGCAAUGUAGGAAACAAGUAAAUAAAUAUUUGAAAGAUAAAACUUAAAUGGAUUGGAUAAUAUAGCUACUGUUAAAGAAGUUUUUAGAUUAUAAAAUGAAAAAGGAUUAGAAGUAGAUGAUAAAAAAUAUUUAUGA
This is a messenger RNA of Paramecium sonneborni, 955 nucleotides long. The record is from the annotation of a GenBank genome assembly. NCBI's taxonomy places the organism in Eukaryota, Ciliophora, Oligohymenophorea, Peniculida, Parameciidae.